Molecule: messenger RNA, 11644 nt
Organism: Anopheles aquasalis
Lineage: Eukaryota; Metazoa; Arthropoda; Insecta; Diptera; Culicidae
Gene: Mical
Product: Molecule interacting with CasL
Molecular function (GO): FAD binding; protein binding
Source: RefSeq, a predicted model, not a curated record
UUCUGUUGUCUACUUCGACUGUGAAAUGUUUCCACUAAUGAACGCCAGCACGAUGAGUGAGCACGAGAAGGCCACGCUGGCCACGGAGAUGUUCAACCAUUUCUGUACGGCGACGACGAUGCGACAGAUACUGGGCGUGUACAGGAACAUGUGCGACACGAUCAUGAUCCGGCCGGGCCCGCUGAACGAGUUCUACCCGAAGCUGAAGGCGAUGGUGCGCAGCUGGAAGGCGCAGGCACUGUGGAAGAAGUUUGAUGCCCGGGCAGCCCAGAAGGUCUACAACCGGGGUACGGCUGCGUCCGGUACCCGGGUGCUGAUCGUCGGCGCGGGCCCGUGUGGACUGCGCACCGCCAUCGAAGCCCAGCUGCUCGGUGCCAAAGUGGUUGUGGUCGAGAAGCGGGAUCGGUUCAGUAGAAACAAUGUACUCCACCUGUGGCCAUUUUUGAUAACGGAUCUCAAGGCGCUCGGCGCGAAAAAGUUCUACGGCAAGUUCUGUGCCGGUUCGAUCGAUCACAUCUCGAUCCGGCAGCUCCAGUGCAUCCUGCUGAAGGUGGCGCUCCUGCUCGGGGUCGAGGUGCACGAGGGUGUAUCGUUCGUGCGCGAGCUGGAACCGAGCGAAGGGUGUGGGUGGCGGGCGACCGUGUCACCGGAGGAGCACGCCGUUUCGCACUACGAGUUUGAUGUGCUGGUCGGUGCGGACGGUAAGCGGAACACGCUCGAAGGUUUCCGGCGCAAGGAGUUCCGUGGUAAGCUGGCGAUCGCGAUCACGGCCAACUUCAUCAACAAGAAGACGGAGGCGGAAGCGAUGGUGGAGGAGAUCAGUGGUGUCGCGUUCAUCUUUAACCAGUCGUUCUUCAAGGAGCUGUCGGAGAAGACGGGCAUCGAUCUGGAGAACAUCGUGUACUACAAGGACGAGACGCACUACUUCGUGAUGACGGCGAUGAAGCACAGCCUGCUGCGGAAGGGCGUGAUCCUGCAGGACUACAGCGAUCCGACCGAUCUGCUCGCACCGGCCAACGUGGACAAGUCGAAGCUGUUUGACUAUGCGCGCGAGGCCGCCAACUUCUCCACCGACUACCAGAUGCCGAACCUGGAGUUUGCGGUCAACCACUACGGUACGCCGGAUGUGGCCAUGUUCGACUUUACGUCGAUGUUUGCGGCCGACAACUCGUGCAAGGUGACGGUACGGAAGAACUGCCGCCUGCUGUCCUGUCUGGUCGGUGACAGUCUGCUCGAACCGUUCUGGCCGACCGGGUCCGGCUGCGCGCGUGGGUUCCUCUCCAGCAUGGACGCGGCGUUUGCGAUCAAGCUCUUCGCGAACCCGAAGAACAGUCUGCUGGCGACGAUUGCGCAGCGCGAAUCGGUGUACCGGUUGCUGGCGCAGACGACACCGGAGAACCUGCACCGGAACAUGAGCGAGUACACGAUCGAUCCGUCGACGCGGUACCGCGAGCUGAACAAGUCGGCGGUCAGCAUCGCCCAGAUUAAGCACCUGCUCGACACGGACGAUCUGGCACUGCUCGAGCAGACGCACCUCGAUACGAAUGCGCUGGCGGCGGUGGCGGCCACACAGGCCCACGCCUCCUCGGCCAACGCUGCCGGUAGCGAGGUGGUGCCGAAGCGGAAGCGCCGCACCUACGACACCGUACCGCUCGGUGCGUUCCUGUUGCGCUGGCUCAAGUCGCAGCUCAAGGAGAGUGCGUUCGUGCAGGAGCUAACCGAGCCGGCCGAGUGUUUCACCAACGGUAAGGUGCUCUGUACGCUCAUCCACCGCUACCGGCCCGACCUGGUGAACCUCGAGGCGGUGGCCGAUUUCAGUGCGGACGUUUGCAACGAGCACGCGUUCAUGAUCUUCGAAAGCCAUCUCGGUAUACCGCGCGUCAUGUCCGGGCAGGACUCGGUCACGCUGGCCGGGAUCGACGCGAAGGUGUGGCUCAGCUAUCUCGAGCAGAUCUGCGAGCUGUUCCGGGGCGAGAUACCGCACAUUAAACACCCGAAGCUCGACUUCGAAGACUACAAGCAGAAGCAGCAGGUGGACACGUUGGCGUGGCAGCGGUUGGCGCACUACGCUGGCAGAAUGCCGACGGGUGUUGGUGUGGCGGCCGGUGGCAGUGCCGGUAUCGCUGCCAGUGCGGUCGAGGCAUCGUCUGCCGGUGCCGGAGCGCGCAAUAAGCUCAACUACUACCAUCCGACGGCCGAGGAGGAACGGUUCAAGCGGGGCCGGGCGGCAGUUGCCUCGCCCCAGACCGACACGGUUAAACGGGCCAAGAAGCGCCGCAGCCAUGACAACAAGCAGCAGCAGCAGCAGGGCAACAUCGAACAGCGCACCCGGCGCCUGCAGGAGAUCGAGGCGAACCGGGUCGAUCGGCAGACGAAGCGGCGGAUGCAGCGUGCCCAGCAGACGCAGAACUUCUUCAAGAGUAUCCACAUGCUGCAGGCUAACACCCUGCUGCGGGAGAGCGAUUGCUCGAGCGCAUUUGAGGAUUACUCGCUGUUCCUGUACCGCCAGUCGGCACCCGAGUUUAACUCGCGCGUGCGCGAGCUCGAACUCAAGCUGCGCUACCCCGACCGUGAGCGCGGGCUAGCGGCAGCGUAUCCGCGCGGUAUCACCGACGGCGAUCAGAUCAGUGAUCGUGUCAAGUCGAUGGAGCAGCGCAUCGGUGGCAAGGCGGUGCAGGCGACCGAAAAGAAGCCGAAGGAUCUGCUUCGCGCGAUCGGAAAGAUCGACUGCAACGACUGGAACGUGAAGGAGAUUGAGCGCAAGAUCGAGGAAUCGAAGAAGACGACCGACAUCGGCAAGAGCCGCGAGCGCGUGCCGAACUGGAACCGGGAGCAGUUUCUGGCGCGCCAGAACCGGCUGACACAGUCGAAGGAGGACGAGAAGUACCGGGAGAUCGAUAGCUCGCUGAAGGCCAUCGACAAGCAGCUGAAGGAGGGCCACAACCUCGAUCUGGGCGAACGGGGCAAGAACAAGGUGGCCUCGAUGGCUGGCAAGCUGCAGCAUGGCGGUGCCAGUGCACAGCAGCAACCGCCAGUAGCAGCCGCCCAACAGCAGCAGCAGUCUAAUCAAGCGCAGAAAACGGCCGCCCUCGCUCUAACCACGAGCGGUAUCGCCGAGAAGUGUCACUUCUGCAAGCAGCGCGUGUACCUGAUGGGUAAAAUCACGACCGAGGGCCUAACGUUGCACCGCUCCUGCCUCAAAUGUCACCAUUGCCACACGAACCUGCGCCUCGGUGCGUACGCGUUCGAUCGGGACGACUCGGAGGGUCGGUUCUACUGUACGCACCAUUUCAAGCUGCCAUCGAAGAUGGCGAGCAAGGCCACGGCUACCAAGGAGUCCCUGGCGGCGAGCAGACGCGAGCUGGCCGAACGGGAAGCAGCGAACGCGAAGGACCGGCAACAGCAGGCCAAUCGGGCAGCGCUCAUGGCAGCCGCCGCCGCCGCCGCCGGCAGCGGUGGCGGUGGUGCUGCAGAGGGUGAACCCGCCGGUACCACCAUGGUCGACUACAUGGCGGACGAUGGCGGUUGCAUCUCGGAUGCGGACGCGCACCUCGUCAUCGAUGAGCACGAGUGGACGGACCGGAACUUUGGCACCGAGUCCGAGGAGGAAUCCGAGGACGAGGAGCUCGACAGCUCCACGGACGAUUCGGACGGGGAAAGCGAUUCCGACUACGAGGAGGCGACCGGGUCACCGCUCGGUGCGCAAACGCUGCAGCUGGCGUCCGAGUGGAUCAGCGACAAGCGGUUCCCCAACAUGGUCGACAGCGAUGACGAUUUCUAUGGUUACUCAAGCGAAGAUGAUGAGGCAGACUCGCAAACCGAGGGUGAGGAGCUGGCCAAAGCACGCGAAAUGCGCCGGCAGGAGGUCAAACUGAGGCCGCUACCGAAACUACCGACCGAUACCGAAACCGAGGGUGCGUCCGACUCCAAGUCGUCAUCGGAGGAGGUCAACUCGGCGACGGAGAUAUCGACCGAUUCGGAGUUCGACCACGAGCCGACACUUCGGAUGCCACCACGCAUUUUCAUCGACGAUACGCAUUCACGAAAGCCGGCCCGAGUACAGGUGAAGCAAACCACGAUCGACGACACACCAUGGUACCGGCGGCCGAUACCGGCGCCAGCAACGGGUAACCGAGAUCAGCAACAGCAACAGCAGCGGCAUGUGGACGCGCGGAGCGAUGUGGAGUUUAAGCCGCUGGUCGAAGUCGACCCGUCGAUCAAGCUGGCCGGACAGACGCGCCCGGUGCUGGCCACACCGCGGCUCGGUGAUUACGGGCUCAGCAAGACGGCCAGCACGGAGGGAAUUGCCUCGAAGAAGAGCCUCGAGCUGAAGAAGAAAUAUUUGCUGGGCGAGGAAGCGCCCGGUGUUGGCAUCCUGAAGUCUGGUUCAGCGUCCGCGCUCGACUCCAAGUUCAAGUCGUUCCACUCGAACAUUACUGAGUGCCAGAAGCUACUGAACCCAGCACCGGAGCUAAGCCCGACAAUCACGGCAAAACCGGGCCUGGCGGCGCUACGCACCACGGCGGCGGCGAUUUCUGCACCCGAUUCCAUGGCACCACGUUCGAACGAAGCAGAAAGUUCGGCUCCGGUGGUGCCCGGUGGGAUGGUACGGCGGGACACUAGCGCGAAGGAAACCAACGUGUACAUCGAGGGUAAAGCGACGAGCGUCAAGCGCUCGUCGCUGGUCGAAACGAUCAACGCGACGCUUGUCGAGAACAAGCUGAACGAGCUGAAAACGCACGAGCUACUGCAGGGCGGUACGGUGCGGAAGGAAUCGAUCGAUCUGCCGACCAUUUCGUCCACCCCGAAAUCGUGUUUGCCACAGGCUAACGGAGAUGUGGUUGCUGCUGCUGCUGCUGCUGCUGCUGCUGCCACUGCCGCCAAUAAUAACAACAACGAUAAACCCAACGCUACCAACAGCGUGAAUAACGUGAUCAACAACAACGAAAAUGGUAGCAGUCACAACAAUAAUAACAACAACUGUUACAACGACGAGAAUGACCGGCUGGAACGAGUCACUAGACUGACACCGGAGAAAAGCACGGCGAUUGGCGCUGACGGUGGCCUGCAGGGCUCAACGGAUGCUGCUGGGGACGAACUGGUGGGCGAAAAGCGGGACGAGCUGCAGUACAUUGGCAUCCUGAAGCCUGCCUACAUUGACCUGACGACCGAUUCACCGAACUGUGACCGUUCGCUGGUGGAGACGACGCUCGAUUUUAGCAUUACGCCACCGAAGGUGAGCGCCGAGCAGCAGAAACGGACUGAACCGCACAAGAUGGUCCCAUGUCGUCCCGGCCUCGUCGAUAAUCGUGUGCAGAUCGAUAGUAACGAGAAUAAGAUCAACAAGCAGCAGCAGGAGCAGCAGGAGCAGCAGCAGGAGCAGACUGCGGUAGAUGCCAAGGAAUUGUUGGUGAAGCGAGAGAAAACGGUUCCGAGCCAGCCUGCCCAACAGCACCAACAACAGGGUGAAGAUGGCUGUCAUGAGACGACGCUACAGGUGCCGGAUGGGCCGUGGUCAAAGGACAAGAAGCAAGGUACAGACCAGAAAGGAGGCGAUACUAUCCUGGUCAGCAGUGGAGGCAGCAGCAGCAGCAGUUCCAGUAGCAGUAGCUCUAGUUCGAGCAGCAGCAGCAGCACCAGCAGCAGUUCGAGCGUGGAAGACAUACCGCACUUCAUCCUGGACUCGACGACAAGCCCGGAAACGCAAAACGAUGAGCGGUUCGUGCCGCGGCUGGAAGUCCGAGACGCUACCGGUGAGCUGAUGCAGAUCGACAGUCUGAUGAUCAUCGAUGGGCGGUACAUUGGUGAUCCGGAGGAUCUGAAGCUUAUGGAGAAGCUACCACCGGACACGCAGAUAGCGGCUCAGCUGCUACAGGAGGAGAUGAAUCAGGACAGCAUCAACACGGUGGUCGAGUGGGUUGCGAGCGGUGCUACCGGUGCUGAUGAUACCACCGGUACGGCAGCGACAGUGGCAGGUGCGGGUCCACGCGAACAGCAGCAGAAGCCGCACACGCCCGUCGAGAAUGGGGACAUCGAAGAGGACGCUGGGCUACUCACACCGGUUGCCUCACCGGCGACCUCCCCCAGUAAACCGAAGCCCUACCUCCGGUUCGAUUCACGGAACGAGAACAAAAUCGACACACUGAAGAACAUACCGUUCGUGCUGGACGGGGACCGUGGUGAGCGCGGUUCAGACGCCAUUCAGAAACCCUCGUACCUGAAGCUGUACCACGCGAAGCUUCCCGAUGACACGACCGCCGAUGCCGAUCGGACGCCGCUGGCUUGCGACGACGAAGCCACGAUGAUGCGUGUACCGGGUGGCGACCUACCGCCGGUGGUCGGUGCUGGCCCGUUGCUCCUGAUGCCACCACCACGUACCGCGCACGAUUCGGACUCGGAGGAGACCGAGGUGACGACACAGAACCUGACCGAGACGGAGCUGUCCGAUUGGGCGGCGGACGAUGCCGUGUCGGAGAACUUUGUCGACGUUGAGUUUGCGCUGAACGUGCCACCGUCGUCGUCGGGCAAGUCGUCGGGGCCGGCAUCGCUGCAGCGACGCAAUCAGCGCACGGCCAAGCACGCGGCACGACUGCAGCAGAAGAAGCAGCACAGUCGGACGCAACACCAGCAGCAGCAGCAGCUCCAGCAGGAUCAACUGAUGCUGAUGACGGCAGCCGAUGGUGCGGGUGGUGGUGGUGGCGGCGGCGAGGAUGGUAUCAUCCGUAAUCUGGCCCUGGACGAUAUCGAGUUCAUGGAUACGGGCUCGGAGGAUGAAAGUGGUAGUGAAAUGGUGAUGCUGCACGCCGGCACCACCAAUCGGGCGAUGCUGCGGAACCGCGGUUAUGCCGAGCUCGUCGAUCCUAGUGUGGAGUCGCGCCGGGCGCUGCAUUACCCCACGAAUGCCGGCUCAUCGGCACACCAUUACCAGUCGACAGUCCGUGGCGAUAUGACGAGCGUGGCGGCAGCAGCAAACUCGAUGCUGGUGGAAGCGAUUAACAAGCAACUGACGUGCCGGGUUGACUAUAUCGAACAGGGCGCCUAUCUGCUGGCCAACGAUGAUACGAAAACACCGAUGAACGAGGAACCACCACCGGGAAAGAUGACAUUCGCCGCCCUCGGACAGUUGCAGCAGGCAGCGACCUCCAUCGUACCUUCCCUCGAUGGAAACAACGACAUCGAGGAGGACAGUCUGCUGAUUGUGCCCGGUUCGCUGGCCCCGGGUGGCGAUGCUAUCAAGGGUAAACAAUCGGGCGAAACCGGGGGCGGAAAGGGAACCACGGAGGAGGAGGAAGAGAGUGGCGAUGCGGUGACGAUUGUGGCCGGUAAUACGGUUGGCCAGCUAUUUUUGGAGGGAAGCGGCGCUCCACCACCGUUACUCCCACCCGCAACGGUACUGGGUGGGCCGGACGGAGGUGGUGCAAGGGUAGCAAACGCGGCGGAAACGGCACCCGGAAGUGGUGCAGCGAAGCGCGCCAGUCUCGAGCGGAAGGACGGGCGUAAGGAUUCCCUCAAGCACGUCGAGCACGUCGAGGAGUACGUGAAACUGUUGCAGCACCAGAUCCAGCAGAUCAGCAACGCCCAGGACACGCUCGAGGUGGUAAAAAAAGGGAAACGCAAAACGUCCAAGGGUGACCUCCCCGUAACCGUGAGUGGUGAGGCUGCCGACGGUGGGGAGGAAGUGAUAGACGAGGGGCACGGGAACCAGGCGACCGAGGCGCAGUCGUAUGUGGUUGCGCCGCCUACAUCAUCGUCAUCAUCGUCACCGCAGGGCUGGAACGGUGGCGGAACUAGUCGUGCCCGUCCAGAACCACCAGAGCCGCCCAAAAGCGUGGAGAAAAAGAUAGAGGAGAUCACGAAGGAGCGUGUUAAGCAGAAGGACCUCAUACACGAUCUAGUCAUGGACAAGCUGCAGACGAAAAAGCAGCUGAACGCGGAGAAACGGCUCAACCGUAGCCGUAACCGGAACCACGCGCUCUGUCAGGUGGCGGCAAUCGCCAACGGAUCGUCGCUCGAGGCGAUCGUAUCUCCGUCCACCGUUUCCAGCACAGCCAAACCGGGUACCGGGUCGGUGGAGGGCCGCUCCUCCGUACAGCAGCCCCCCGUCGGCGCUAUGCCGCCCUGCCAACUGGAUGCUCCGGAUGCUGGAAGCGGUAGCGCCGGCAACCAGCCGUACCCGUUUGUAACGCCCCGGAGGCAGCACCGCAACAUAACCGAGACAACUCCCAUCGGCCAGCUGACGGAGCAUCUACGUGAGGAGGCACGCUCGAAAGCUCGCCAAAAGUCCAACCAGGAUUUGGGUCUUUCGCCCGAGGACAGGGUUCUGUUGUUACGCAAAAAAUAUCGUAACAAUGGGCGCCGUGCGCUCACCGAUGAUGAGCGUAACAAAUCGGACGAUGUAAAGAGCACCGAGCAGGAGAAAGAGCAGCAGCAGCAGCAGCAGCAGCAGCAGCAGCAACCCCACCACCACCACCACCACCACCACCAUCACCAUCACCAUCUCGUCACCUCCAAAAGCGUCAAUGAUGUGUCGAACCACGCGAUCCACGCACCGCCACCCUCCGGUACGGUCGCCAUGACUCCCAUUCAAUCGUGCAACCCACCCCCGCUGACCGACUGCAUCUCCGAUCCGAAUCUGGUGCAAAGUGUGGUACACGAACCGAACGGUGUCGGUGGCCGUGCGGCUGGUGCUGGGCGGACGCGCAGCAAGUGCAAGGACCGGGAACGGCGCAAAAGCAUCAUCGAGAAGGUGAGCGAGUUCUUUAACGGCCGGAGCAGCAGCAGCAGCAACAACAACAACGGGGGCAGCAAAAAGGACAGCAACAGCAGCAAGGAGUCAUCGCCGACCAAGGAUACGCGAGGGGCGAGUCAGCUGGGCGUGCCGCCGGGAGGGAGCAGCCUGGUGUGCACCGAUCCGGCCGCAUCAACAGCAAGCACUAGCACCGGAGGGGGGAUGGGAUUCUUGCGAUCGUUCAUGAUCUCGCCAAAGCUUAAGGAUAAAUCCAAGUCGUGCUUUGAUGUGAGGAACAUUAGAUGUGGUUCAAAGGAAGGCUCACCGUACGGUCGCAGCGCGUCGGAGGACUGCUUGAACAACACCACAACAAGUGCUAUGGCCGCGCCGCCGGUAUCCUCGAGCGGUACGGGUUCACCAACGGGUGCACCGUUGCCAGCAACCAACACGAACACGACGGUGAAUGGUACAGCGCGCUGCAGCAACAGCUACACGCCGAUCGGGCGCAAGGAAGCGGAAGAGCUGGAACCACCACCGGUGCCACCGUUACCGCUUAAUUAUCAACCCUCCGAUGACGAAUGCGGAGGAGGAGGAGGAGGAGGAGGAGGAGGAGCUUCGAACGAACCUAAAAACGAAUUGAAAAAGCAACGUGCAAUGUGGAAAGCGUCCCGACAAGCGGAAUUGAAAAGACUGAGAAUUGCUCAAGAGAUACGGCGCGAGCAGGAGGAGAUCGAGGUAAAAAUCGAAGACCUGGAGGCGCGUGGCGUGGAGAUCGAGAAAGAGUUGCGGGGCGAGGGCGAUGCACUGAAGCAAACCCUCGCCGCCAGCCACGGUGGUGCUAAUGACGAGGAUCUGGUGAAGGAGUGGCUGGAGAUAAUGCGCAACAUCACGCAGCUGAAGGUACGGGACGACGAGCUGAGCAUACGGCAGCAGGAGUUGCAGCUCGAGCAUCGCCACGCGGAGCUGAAGGAAGAGCUCAACAUGCGGCUAUCCUCUGGCAAGCUCGAUAAGAACUCCUCCGAUGUGGCAGCCGAGGGUGCGAUACUGAACGAGAUGCUUGAAAUCGUGGCCAAGCGACAGGCGCUCCGGCCAUCGCUAGAUCCAGCGGGUUCACCGGGAACGACGGCGAAGCCAUGGGUGGGCCGUACGACGAAUGGGACCGAUCUAUAAAGAGCUAGCCCAAGGACCACCUUUCACUGAAACCAUACCCUCUAACAAAAAAGGAAACAAAAACAAGAAAACAAUGUUUAUCAAUACAGGAAUUGUACAGCGAGUGAAAGAGCAAGGCAGACCCGGCGGGGUAUAACCGUGUGGCGGAUGUUCUUCGCGUAAACCAGUACUACUCCACUCCAUCAGCCAUCAGCCACCAGCGACAACCAGCGGACGGGAGGGUCGUGAAGCCCGGCAGCCCGGAUAGUGUAGCCAGCUGCAUCCUUGUGCCGGCCUUGCGCGACACUACCAAAGACCCCAUGGGAAAGGAUGCAGCAAACCCAGGAGGGAGCGACUGAAGCGGGCUGGCAACCGACCGUGAAUCGUUGGAGAAUCGGAUGAUGAUUCACUAGCAAACUACGUGUAAUACUGCUUUCCAAAAAAAAAAAAACAACAAAUCAAUGGAAACAGGCCGUGGCAGCAGGAGAUUGCUUGCGCAGGUGGCACAGGAUAGGACAACCGGGGGUUAGGCGGCGGUGCUCGAUUGAUAUAUAGUUUGUAAGGGAGAGAAGGCUUGUGCAUACAACACAGGGGGUUAGGGGGGGGGGGGGGGCUGGGGGUCUCGUGGGUAUGCGAAGCGUACGUACCAGCACCUGCAGCAGAAUGGGCUGACCGGGGGGAGCCUUGAAACCUCCUUCCCACCCCGGUAUUCUACCAAAUAGAAGAACAAAAAAAAAAGAAAACACAUUAAUAUGAAGCAACAAACCGGUCGGUGUGCUACCAUUGGACCCUUGUUGGUUGGUUGGGAGGGGAGGAGAAAUAUAUAUAUAUAUAUGUUUUAAUUUAAUCCUGCAAUCCAGACAGUAUAGGAACGGUGCGAGAAACGGAGAGGAUCUGGUCAGAGGAGUUUAGUGUAACAAGUAAGUGAGAGAUGGGAGACGGGCGCAUCGCGAUAUGUCAUUAGUUAGCUCUCUCUGCCUCUCUCUCUCUUCUCGGUUUAAUUUUCGCUCUCUUUCACGAGCAACUGCUUCACUUAGAUAGCAACGGUCCAGCUUGAACUCCGGUUUUUUUUUUGUUUUUUGUUUCAAUCGCUUCUUUUGUAUCAAUUUCGUCUUUUCUUCUUAUUAUCUGCAUGCGGUUCGACACUGGUAGUUAGAAGAAGCUUACAUAGUUUCAUUUGGUUUUUUCCGUUUUUCAUAGUUUUCCGUUGUGCGAGUUUCGUGCGCACCAGUUUCGAUUAGACUAGCCACUAGCAUGGAUUUAUUCUCUUCUCAUCUCGUUUUUGCCGAAUCCAAACAACAAAGUCCCAAACGUUUUGACCAAACGAUGUUUCGUUCGUUCUUUAAAAAAAAACAGUUUUCUUCGUUUUCCAUUGCAUGCCCAGCAACUUGGCCUAGACUAGGCGUUUAUAAGUUUCCCGUCUUGUUAUCCCCCCCCCCCCCCACUCCUCUUCCUGUUUUCUCAUGCGACAUGUGUGCGACAACGAAUUAUCACCUUAAAGAAAAACGCUCAAAGCGAAUUCGCGAAUCUGGCAAGCAGGGAGCAGGGAGCAAUGAAAGAAAGGAAAGAACGAGGGUGAACGCGUUUAGGGCGGAUAAGGAUAAGCUCAGGAGGAGGUUUCAGCAGAUUACAGCUUGAUACCAUGAAGCAAGCAAACACGCACAAAUCAAUGUGGUGAACGUUUAUUUCCCGUUUUUUUUUCUUCUGUUUUUCUUUUCUCAAAUUGUGACAAUGAAGGCCUUUGGCGCGCUGUAAUGUAAAAUUGGA